CACGCGUAAACACCGCAGUUUCAAGUUCGCGCGGACACGGGAUUUGAAUCGGUGGCGAUCGGCGGCAGGUCGUGCUGAGUUAGCAGCCGGUGCAUAUAAAUUCAAUCAACGACGGAGAGCCAUCAUUUCGCAUUUGGGUAUUGACCACAUAACGUCACCAUGUGGGCCCCUCUCGCCCUGCUUCUUUUCGUUAGCUCGGCUCUAGCUCAUACGGAUUUGCUAAUAUGGAAGCCGAACCACACGUACCACUACCGUGUAGAGACUCAAGGCCUGGCGGGCAUGAAUAAGGUAUCUCAGCAGUUCGCUGGACUCCAACUGAGGGGCGAGCUCGUGAUUGAGGUGACCGAGCCGAACGUCUUGUUAGUGCAUCUGCAGAACGUACAGCAUACCCAGAUACUCAAAGAAUUGCAAGAUAGCUGGCACACUAAAGUCUCCGACCAGCAGCUGCACUAUAAGAACUCAUGGAUCCAGACUACCUACAAGGUCGAUUUCCAGCAUGGGAAUAUGCAGAAGAUAUACACCGAGCCGCAGUCACCCCGCUGGCAAUUGAACGUUAUGAAGGGUAUCUUGAGCCAGCUGCAGUUGAGUAUUGUGGAACCUGAGGAUCUGCCGAUGGAAAAAGCGAGCUUCUCCGAGUUCAUUGUCGAUGAGCAGUCCGUCAGUGGCCACUGCAAUACCAGUUACAACAUCCAACCAAUGGCCAAGUCCCAGCUCGAAUUACAUCCACUAGUGCGUAUACCAGCACUCAAGGACGAAAUGUACUGGGACGUGAUGAAGACUCGGAACUACAGAGAUUGCCUGAGCAUGCCGAUGUACCAGUUCAGCAUAGUGAAGAACAUGGAUCACGAUAUACACGAGCGGUAUCUGAAGAGAUCGACCCAGGUGAACAUGGUUAUCUCGCGUGACAAGGAUGACCUCACUACCAUUCGGUCCAGCGUAAUGAAAGGCACAAUAGACGUCAGGCCCAAGCUCAACGAUUUCGCAAACUCCAAUAUCUUAACUAAGAUGAAGCUGACUUUGACGAAGUUGGAGCCUAUGACAGAAAUGAAAGACCCACCCCUAAAUCUGGUGCCCGCCGGCAAUCUGUUGUACGUUCAUCAUCUGAUGCACGAUCAUCAGUUGGACAAGACAAGGAUCGAACCCAAGGUCGACUAUCUAGAAACGGACCCGAAGUCCGACAAAAGUCACGAAUCGAGCUCCUCGGAGAAAGCCAGUUCCAGCAACUUCCUCAGGCGCUCCAUUCACCAGAAACUUAAUCGCUUUGGUAAUAACUUUAUGAGCAACACGGAAUUCCACGACCGAGAGUACGGUUACUUUAUAUCAAAGGCGGAAAUGCACGAGAGUAUGAACAACGUAUUGCCUUCGAUUCUCGGCCUCAAUAAGAACGACGGCAGCAAGAUGCUUGACCCGGCUGAGAUGAUGAAACAAGUUGUCAUACUGGUUAACGAGAUGGUGUCGGAAGUCCAGUCAUCCGACGAAGUGCUGAGGCAACAUACGUUGGAGAAGUUCAUGAUGUUGACGAGCUUGUUGCGUCACUUGAACGAGAAAGAACUGGCCACCGUGGAGAACGACCUCUCACCGAAGAUAUUACCUCAGAAGAGUAAGGAACCGUUACUUCGUUGGAAGAUCUGGCGCGACGCGGUAGUGCAGGCCGGGACCGGGCCUGCUUUUCUCACAAUCCGCGGGUGGAUUCUGGAGAAGAAAGUCCGGGAUUUCGAAGCGGCGCAAUUACUCUCACGACUCCCCCGAGUCGUGCACAUGCCCACGGCGGAAUACAUCAAAGCCUUUUUCGAACUCCUUAAAGAGCCGAGCGUGAAGAACGAAUUUCUCCUAAACACCACCGCGCCCUACGCUUUCGCCGAACUGGUUCGCUACGUCAUGGUCUGGGAUCAAAAGUUCUUUUACCCCGUGCGUACAUUUGGCAUGUUCGUCAACAAUGAGGAGAAAAAAGCGCUGACCGAUGUCUAUAUCCCCUACCUAGCCCAAGAGCUGAUGGAUGCCCAACAAAAACACCAUAACAGCAAAAUCCUGACGUAUAUUAUAGCUCUGGGUAAUAUAGGUCACCCAGCCAUCGUUCCGGUGUUGGAACCGUACUUGGAGGGCAAGCUGAAGAUAACCUCGUUCCAGCGUAUGACGAUAGUCGCCUCGUUGAGGAAGCUAAUGGAACAUCAGCCGGACGUCGUCAGGCCGAUUGUCUACAGGAUCUACCAGAACGACAAAGAGCAUCAGGAAGUGCGCAUCGCAGCGGUCCAACUUCUGAUGAUGUCCCACCCACCUCUGGACAUGUUGAAACGCAUGGCGGAGAGAACUCACUACGAACCCAACGGGGAAGUGAACAACGCCGUUGUAACCGGCAUAAGAUACCUCAGCAAAUUGAGCCGAGAGAGAAACCGUCAAGAUGCACACAAUGCGCAAGCCGUUAGGAAACUGUUGAAUCCAAAAGUAAAGCCCAAUAUGCGCGAAUCUUACAUUUUCGGCCAGGAUUAUGUGAAUGAACAGAAGGAAUUCGAGGCCGCGGUGUAUGUAAAUACCAUCCGUGGCUUCAAAAGAUUCUCACCCGCCUCCGCGUCUGUAGAACUAGGGACUAACAGGUCCCAUCUUUCGCCGCCCAAUUUAAAAAUAGCGGUCGCUAGCACGGGCAGUGAACUUCUAUUGCGCUUGCUACAACUGCUGUUCCACCCGAAUUUGCCAACGAAAAGCCUGUCGGCAGUUGAUGCAGUAGCUAAGAACCUGCAGAUCCCACUUCAGGAUGAGGAGUUAUUAGAGACCAGCUUUGUCAUGGACUCCGAGUAUGCGGUGAAUUUGAUUGUCCUCGACAAGCAUGAGAUAUUCGACCUACUCGAGAGCUUCCUGAGAGUUUUUAAACUUGCGGAAGAAGAUAAGAGCGACCUUAUGUUAGCCAGCAUGAUGAGCUGGGAGUUAGCGAUUAGUUACCCGUCUGAACUCGGCCUGCCUGUGACUUAUCGCUUGCAGAAGCCCCAGCUGGGCUACAUGAGGAGCAAAUUGCACUGGAAGGACAAACCGAAUCCAUAUGAUUUGCAGAUGGACGUCGAAUUAGAUGUACUAUUGAGCAGAAAGGUCAUGAGCAGACUCGAUUUUGUAACAGUCUUCGACAACCAGCGUUAUCUCUCCGGUUUUGAUGUCAAUAUGCAACUACAUCUACCAGCAAAGUUGAAACUCCACGUAGAUGAAGCGGCGAGACAACUCAACGUUGUUUACGAGCCACCCAAAGACAAACUCCGCACGACGUUGUUGCACUACAGCGUCGUUCCGCAUAACGCGAUCGUCGAUUUCUGUACCAUCAAGCCUGUUCUUCUGCACGAGCAAGCGUACAUAUUGUAUUGGAAGCAACCGCCCAGUAAAACAGUAGAAAAUAUGGGAGAUCUUGUCAUCACAAUUGAGACCGAUCAUUUCAGGCCUAAUGUGACUAUGCAAAAUUUCUUAUUUCCGGUUGUUGUUGAGCAAAUAACACAAUUAAUUGACAAAGAUGUCCAUUAUAAUAAGAUAGAAGUGGGAACGAAAUUCGACCCAAAUACAGACAACACUAUAUCCUUCACGAUCUCUUACGAUGACAUUCUCCCGCCUAAUGACAUGUUGCAUAAGAGGAUAGAAGAUGAUUUUGAGAUAUCGGACGAUUUAUGGAUGAGUGAAAUGAAGAAAAUAUCAAAGCAACACAAGAGCGACCCAAAGGCUAUGAAGUUGGUCAGAAUGGACAUGAAAAUACCGAACAAACAUAUUCAUUGGCACAUGAAUGAAACUAUAAUGCAACACAGCGAGCACGACACGACAAUGCAUUACAAGGCCAUUCUUCAAACGUCGCAUUCCGCGUGGAAGUUUGCCGCCGUACUAGAUCUAGAGAGCGCGCCUUCUGCAUGUCCGACUUUAGACCUACACUCCAAGCAUCAUAAUAUAUGGAAUGCGUUGCUACAUUAUGAAUCACCUGACAAAACCAAGCAGACAAUCCAUUUACUCGCGAUUCAAGAGCAAAGUGAAGAACUGAAUAACUUCUUGGUAAAUUCCGAAAUGCACAAGAAGUGCAUGAUGGAGAAGGAAAGGCACACCGUUGGCUUGAAGAACUGCCAGGAAUUCUGCAAGUUCAUCGAUCAGAAGGAUGAGAUGCAUAUGACGAUGAAGGUUGGCAACAAGCCGUUCCACUAUAUGAAAUACCUCUUCCUUAAAGCGCUCGCUGCUCAUCUCAUGCCUAUAAUGCACCUAGAACUGGAGGACUGGGAACCGCAACCGCAAGAACAUUCGCACCGGUCCAUCAGCGUCAUGGUCAACAAGCCGCUCUAUGACGAAAUGUUGAACAUCACCAUGGUCGCUCCGCCAUUAAGGGCUUAUAUGCAUAUGGAUCUCAUCGAUCUACCUGAUAGUUUCUUCAAUAAACAUCAGUUGGAGUUAUUGUUUGGCCAGUCAGACGCGAGAAAAUGCGUACUCAGCGCAGACCACCUUGUCAGUUUCAACGGCCUGGAGUACUCCGUCAGACUGGGGCAGAAACAUCCAUACGUGUUACUGAUCAAUCCCACGCGUCAAGGGCUCAAUGAGAGGUCGAAUUUAAUCAGCGCUAUUCAGGGCACACCGGACGAAACGAACGUGGCUGUUCUGGUUCAGCAAUUGGACAACGGCAGGAGGAGUUUAAUUAUAAUGAAAAAGGAGAGGACGGUCGAGAUAUUGCCACCCGCUCCAGGUUCUACAGAUGUACGAAUUCUAGUGGACGGACAGAAUUUAGAAUCCCCGCUGGAAUUGUGGCACACCUUGACACAACUAGAUAUACAUAUCUCCACAUUACCGAGCAACGUGCACGAAAUUUUAUUGGACUCGUCCGAGAUCACCAUCUGGUACGACUCUACGAAUGUGCAAAUCAAGGCUUCCGACAAGUACAACGGAGAACUGCGCGGUUUGUGCGGCGCCAAGGCCAAUAUCCGCGAGCACCAGUUGAUAACCCCGGCAGGAUGCUACGUGGAGGAACCCGCAGACGUGGUCGAGUUGUAUGCCUACGAUCCCGCGAAUGAAGAUCCCUUAGUUGAAAAGGCCAAAGAAUACGCCACGAAGAACUGCAUCGAACACGAGCACCAUCAAACCGACUAUGUGACCGACUUGGAGACAGGGAAAGCUACUCAACAACAGCUCUGGCGCGAGAAAUUUGCAGGAAUUUCCUUCAAUCAUUAUUGCACGACGAUGAAGACUCACUGGUUGGAGAAGGACGACGAGUACUGCUUCUCUCUGAGACCCCUUCCAUACUGUAACGAAGGAUGCAAACCCACGAAAAUGGUCUCGAAGGCAAUUGCGCAUUUCUGCGAGCCGAUAAAUUCCGAGGUAGUGGCAUUGAAGAACAGAAUUCAGUCGGGUGCCAAUCCAGACUUCCGCGACAGGAAGGUCUCUUUGCACGAGAACUUGCAGGUUCCGGCUUCAUGCAGGCCAUAAUUCGGCGACGUCGGCAGACUUGGCGGAUCGCCGAGACGUGCGAUUGAUCGAGGCUUUUUUAUCUUCCUUUUUUUAAGAAACUAGAAACCUGUUAUUUUAGUAAUGCAAUAAAGUUGAGCGUUCUCAACGUA
Messenger RNA from Harpegnathos saltator (Jerdon's jumping ant), 5555 nucleotides. It is a transcript of the gene Vgn, whose product is annotated as vitellogenin. Gene Ontology annotation, molecular function: lipid carrier activity. Lineage: Eukaryota; Metazoa; Arthropoda; Insecta; Hymenoptera; Formicidae. The coding region runs from base 160 to 5424 and encodes 1754 amino acids. The record is from RefSeq and is a predicted model, not a curated record. Gene Ontology annotation, biological process: lipid transport. The transcript is spliced from 7 exons.